Messenger RNA from Morus notabilis, 4086 nucleotides. RefSeq names its product respiratory burst oxidase homolog protein A. The transcript is spliced from 14 exons. NCBI's taxonomy places the organism in Eukaryota, Viridiplantae, Streptophyta, Magnoliopsida, Rosales, Moraceae. The record is from RefSeq and is a predicted model, not a curated record. Gene Ontology annotation, cellular component: plasma membrane. Gene Ontology annotation, molecular function: calcium ion binding; peroxidase activity; NAD(P)H oxidase H2O2-forming activity. Bases 488 to 3337 code for a protein of 949 amino acids.
AAUUCAUUCUCUAACCGCGUUUUGCCACGAAACUAACACAUAAAUACUCUAGAGAGACAGACAAAACCAAAAACAAAACAAAACAAAAAGGCAAAAAGAAGAACAAGAUCAGCAGAAGAAGAAGAAGAAGAAGAAGAAGCUUUUCUUUUCUUUUUCUUCUUUUGGUGGUCACUAGUCACUGUGCCAUUCAUUCUCUACACGCAGCCACAAAUAUUACAUUGACUACCAUCAUUCCACAACCAGAACUGGCUAGUGUUUGUCUAUUUCUUUAACCCAACAAAAAAAAAAAAAAACAUUUGUCCUUUUCUUUCUUCUGCUUUCGUUUUAUAUAUAUUAUAUGUACUCCUAAAGUUUGCUGCGCUUCCGCGUUCAUGUCUUUUCACUGAGAUUCCGAAACGACGCGUUUCAAUCCCCAAACAUUCCUCUUUAAGAGCUCACUCAAGAAAAACAGACCUCACCAGGGACCGGAGAGGAUUUUGGUCGAUCAAUGAGGGGAUUUCCGAAGCACGAGAGACGAUGGGCGUCGGACUCCGUGCCCGCCGUGAGCGGAGGAUCGUCGCCGGGGAACGACUCCGGCUCGGCCGAGGAGUUCGUCGAAGUGACCCUCGAUCUCCAAGACGACGACACGAUCGUGCUUCGGAGCGUCGAGCCGGCGACGGCGAUCAACAUUGACGACGGAGCCUCCUCCUCCGCCGGAGGGAUCGAAACGCCGGCGUCGGGGUCGAGGUCGCCGUCGUCGAUCAGGCGGACGUCGUCGAAGCGGCUGCGGCAGUUCUCGCAGGAGCUGAAGGCGGAGGCCGUCGCGAAGGCGAGGCAGUUCUCGCAGGAGCUGAAAGCGGAGCUGCGGCGGUUCUCGUGGAGCCACGGCCACGCGGCGCGCGUGCUCUCGGCUUCGGCUUCGGCUUCAUCCUCGGCGGCUGCCGGCGGCGGAGUCGAAUCAGCUCUGGCGGCUCGAGCCUUGAGGAGGCAGAGAGCUCAGCUCGAUCGGACUCGCUCCGGCGCUCAGAAGGCGCUUCGCGGAUUGAGAUUCAUCAGUAACACCCGCAAGGCCAACAAUGGCGUCGACGGGUGGAACGAAGUCCUGAAGAACUUCGAAAAGCUUGCCAAAGACGGUUAUCUUUAUCGCUCCGAUUUUGCCGAAUGCAUUGGAAUGAGAGAUUCAAAGGAGUUUGCUUUGGAGUUACUUGAUGCUUUGGGACGAAGACGAAGAUUGAAGGUUGAAAAAAUCAGCAGAGACGAACUCUACGAGUUUUGGUCGCAAAUUACCGAUCAAAGCUUCGAUUCGCGACUCCAGAUCUUCUUCGACAUGGUGGACAAGAACGAAGAUGGUAGAAUCACUGAAGAGGAAGUAAAAGAGAUUAUUAUGCUAAGUGCGUCUGCAAACAAGCUAUCGAGAUUGAAGGAACAAGCAGAAGAAUAUGCAGCUCUGAUCAUGGAAGAAUUGGACCCUGAAAGACUUGGCUACAUUGAGCUAUGGCAACUGGAAACCCUUUUGCUGCAAAAGGACACGUACCUAAACUACAGCCAAGCACUGAGCUACACGAGCCAAGCUCUGAGCCAGAAUCUCCAAGGCCUCAGAAAGAGAAGCCGAAUACGCAGGUUGAGCACAAAACUCGUCUAUUAUUUGCAAGAGAAUUGGAAGAGAAUUUGGGUCAUAGCACUUUGGAUCGCAAUCAUGAUUGGUCUGUUCACAUGGAAGUUCUUACAGUACAAGCAGAGAAGCGCUUUCAGGAUAAUGGGUUACUGUCUUCUCACGGCUAAAGGGGCAGCCGAGACCUUAAAGUUCAACAUGGCUCUCAUUCUCUUGCCCGUGUGUAGAAACAUCAUCACUUGGCUCAGGAACACAAAGCUCGGUUACUUUGUGCCCUUUGACGACAAUAUCAACUUCCACAAGACAAUAGCUGCAGCCAUUGUGGUUGGCGUCAUUCUCCACGUUGGGAACCAUCUUGCAUGUGAUUUUCCAAGGCUAAUAAAUGUGACAGAAGAAGACUACAAUCAAUAUUUGAGCCAUGACUUUGGAACCCAUAAACCAACAUAUGCAGCUUUGGUCAAAGGGCCUGAGGGUGUGACGGGAAUUCUAAUGGUCAUAUGCAUGGCUGUGGCCUUCACACUUGCCACACGGUGGUUCAGAAGGAGCGUCAUUAAGCUUCCCAAGCCCUUUGACAGACUCACUGGCUUCAAUGCCUUCUGGUAUUCACACCACCUGUUUGUCAUUGUCUAUGUCUUGCUCGUAAUCCACGGCGUGUUUGUCUAUCUCGUUCACAGAUGGUACCUUAAGACGACAUGGGUAUAUCUAGCUGUUCCAGUUUUACUAUAUGCUGGAGAGAGGACCCUGAGAUUUUUCCGGUCUGGAUUUUACGCCGUCCGUCUUCUAAAGGUCGCCAUUUAUCCUGGAAAUGUUCUAACGUUGCAAAUGUCCAAGCCGCCCCAGUUUAAAUACAAAAGUGGGCAGUACAUGUUUGUUCAAUGCCCGGCCGUUUCUCCCUUUGAGUGGCAUCCAUUUUCCAUUACAUCUGCUCCUGGAGAUGACUACCUUAGCGUUCAUAUCCGUCAGCUAGGCGACUGGACACAAGAGCUUAAGAGGGUAUUCUCAGAAGCCUGUGAGCCUCCUGUAGCUGGGAAGAGUGGCCUUCUUAGGGCUGAUGAAACAACAAAGAAAAGUUUGCCAAAGCUUUUAAUAGAUGGGCCUUAUGGUGCUCCUGCACAAGACUAUCAGAAAUAUGAUGUCUUGCUGCUUGUUGGUCUUGGGAUUGGCGCCACACCUUUCAUCAGCAUUUUGAAAGAUUUGCUCAACAACAUCGUAAAAAUGGAGGAGCAGGCAGAUUCGGCCUCAGAUUUCAGUAGAACGUCAGACUUAAGUGCCGGGAGUGCGGACUUUACCACUCCCAACAGGGUUUCCCCGAAAAGAAAAAAGCCACUAAAGACCACAAACGCCUACUUUUAUUGGGUAACUCGGGAGCAAGGCUCAUUCGAUUGGUUCAAGGGGGUGAUGAACGAAGUUGCGGAGCUUGAUCAAAGGGGUGUAAUUGAGAUGCACAACUACUUGACUAGUGUGUACGAGGAAGGUGAUGCUCGAUCGGCUCUAAUCACCAUGGUUCAAGCUCUCAACCACGCCAAGAACGGCGUCGACAUUGUGUCAGGCACAAGGGUGCGAACCCAUUUUGCGAGGCCUAAUUGGAAGAAAGUUUUCUCCAAAAUCUGUUCCAAGCACUGCAGUGCUAGAAUAGGAGUAUUUUACUGUGGAGCUCCGGUUCUAGCAAAAGAACUUAGCAAGCUUUGCUAUGAGUUCAAUCAGAAAGGUUCAACCAAGUUUGAAUUCCAUAAGGAACAUUUCUAGAAUGCGUCUAGGAUCAUAUAUAUAUAUAUAUAUUAUAUACAUACAUACAUAUAUAUAUAUAAAACAACAUUUUACACCCCUCGCCAAGUCUUCUCUCGCAAUUUGUAGCUACGAGAGUAAGCAAUUUUGUUAGCUUUAGAUACAACUAUAUAUAUAUUUGUACAGUCUUGCAUAGCCAAAUGAAAAAAGGGUAAAAGAAAAAAAAAAAGAAAAAGAAAAGGAUGAUAUAUUAUGUACACAAAACGUUGUGUUACUUAUUAUUACUUGUGAAUGAUGAAAUCUGCAUUGUACGUGGCAAAAGAUCAAGUGUGGCACGUGUCAGGUGGACCUGAAAUGAGACAGCUGGGGAACAAACUAUCAGUGUGGUACAAUAAUAGAAGUUGACAUAAUUGAUGAAGACAUUAUUAUUAUUAUUAUUAUGAAUCAAUGGUAGACAUUGAUUGGUGGGUUAGGAGAAGAUAGUUCUGAAAGGAAGAACAGAGGACGACCUUCAGGCUGUGGAUGAUGGCUAAGGGAAUCCUUCUGGAAUGUAAUGACGCAGACUACCACUUUCAAUUAUUUUUAUAGAUUAUCAUCGAUUAGAAUAAAGUAACAUAUUUCUGUAAAUUAGGAAUUAUAUAUACCUUUUUUUUUUCUUUGUUCUUGUGGGGGCACGUUAACUCGUGUAGAAUCUUUGUGGGACAUUUUGGCAUCCCUUGGAAAGUAGAGGAGCCAUAAUGCUAAAUAAAACUUGCAAUGUUUUGUUUUCA